Molecule: messenger RNA, 837 nt
Organism: Camellia sinensis
Lineage: Eukaryota; Viridiplantae; Streptophyta; Magnoliopsida; Ericales; Theaceae
Source: RefSeq, a predicted model, not a curated record
AUGUUAAGAGAUCCAGCUCGGCGCAAUCAGAAGCUCAGAUGCACCUACCACCAAGACAAGGGACACAUGACUCAGAACUGCAGGGCACUGAAGCAACACUUGGAAGACCUGGUGGCAGCUGGACACCUAAGGGAAUACAUUGAUCAGGAUAAGGAAGUGGCCGAGCUGGAGAACCCACCUCCAGAAGCAAAUAUUGAGCAUCCACCCCGGCUAAUAAUAAAUGUGAUCCAUGGGACAACGGCUCAGGAAUCUGAGGAGGCACUGAAGGAAGAGAUCGCUAAGGCUGCGCAAAUUCAGCGAAUCAUGUCAGUGGAGCCGGCAUCGAAAAAGGUGCGUACAGUAUCUAAAUCCCCCUUGUGCACUGUUUCAUUUACUAGCAAAGAUUUAGAAGGCAUACAGCAUCCACAUACUGAUGCAUUGAUUAUAACUGUUGGAAUUGGGAAACGAUUUGAUGUAAAACGAGUCCUAGUAGAUCAGGGCAGUGCGGCAGACAUACUGUAUUAUGAUUUGUUCAGAAAGCUCGGCCUCUCCGAGCAGCAUCUCACCCCAGCGGCAGCCCCGUUGGUCGGUUUCAAUUCACAGCCGGAAUGGCCGCUCGGCAGAAUAGUAUUGCCAGUCGUAGCGGGGACAAAAACCCUCCAGAUAGAGUUCUUGGUUAUUAAUACACUAUCCCCUUAUAACGCCAUACUUAGCCGUCCGUGGAUUCAUCGAAUGGAAGCAGUCCCUUCAACCUAUCACCAGCUCAUCCGUUUCCCAACAGAACACGGAGUAGAGCAGAUCUCAAGGGAUCAAGUUGCGUCCAAACAUUGUUUCAUGGCAGCAUUAAAGGCAAAGUAG